AUGUCUGAUCAAGAAGAAACAACACCUAGAGGAGCUAAGACUCAUAAAGGCANAAUAGAUGUACUUAGUAGAUAAGGUAGUAAUAUUAAUUUGUAAGAACUUAAUGAUUUAUUUCAUUAAUAAAUGGCUUUUGAUUGUUUAUCAACUGAAAAAAUAAAUUAUCAAGAUUUCUAACUUAAAGAUGUAACAUUUAAAAAGAAAGUUGAAGAUAUUCAUGAUCCUAGAAGAUGUAUUUUAUUUAGACAUUUUAUUGAAUUAAUUGUAAGAUUAUCAUAUUUAAAAUAUGGCAAUCUAAUUGAUUUACAUAGAGCAAUUGAAAGAGUAAUAAUUAGUAAAUUGACUCCAUAUUUUGAAAGAAAAAAGGGUAAAUAGAAUUAAUCUUUGGAUGAUACUAAAAAAUCUACUCAUCCUAAAAUUAUUAUUGGUGAUUUUAUUGAUGAAGUUAAACCUAUAUUUGAUGUAUGGUCUAUUGAAAAUAGAGAGACUUAAUUUGGAUUUACUGAUAGAACUAUUAAUUUAGAAUAAAUAUAUAAGUUAUUAAAUGCUUCAGAAUAAGAUAAACUUAUUUUAAUAAGUUAUGUUGAUAAAAACUUUGAUACUGAUGAAGGACAAAUAACAUAAUAAUCUAUUUCAUAAAUUGAUUAAUCCUCUGUUAAUUAAACAGUCAGAGAAGAUGGAAAUAAACGUAGAAAGAAAUAAUAAGAUUAGACUGCUGAAAAAGAUCAAAGGAAGACUUUAGAAAAAUCUACAUCUAUUAUUAAAUAUGAAUUAUUGUUGUUUGAAUUUACAGAUAUUCUAACAUCAUUCUUAGUCAAAAAAGUAUUCAUUCUAUAUUUAUCAUCAUCUAGCAUAAAGACUUACAUACCAAUAAAGAAGAUGAAUUCAAAAUAAGAAUGAGUAAUCAUAUCAAAAAAUUGAAAAACAGAAAACCUCCUACUUUAAACAAAUACAAAUAGCCAAGAUUAGAACCCUAGACAUAGAAAGAUAUUUAGAAAGAACAAUUAAAAUAAUUAAGAAUAUAAUAAGAAAUUAAAGCUAGAUAAAGGAAAUUAUUAGAAGAAGAAAGAAAAUAAGAGUAUAAUUACUAAUUUAUAAUAAUAGAGAAAGAGAGAGAAAUUUAAUGGCAUUAGAAGAUAAUGAUAUCAAAUCAGAACAUGAAGAUGAUGAGGUGGAAAGUGAAGAAAGCGAUUAUUGA
Messenger RNA from Paramecium primaurelia, 1195 nucleotides. NCBI's taxonomy places the organism in Eukaryota, Ciliophora, Oligohymenophorea, Peniculida, Parameciidae. The record is from the annotation of a GenBank genome assembly.